Rhizoctonia solani is the source of this 774-nucleotide messenger RNA. RefSeq names its product pectate lyase. Gene Ontology annotation, cellular component: extracellular region. Bases 1 to 774 code for a protein of 257 amino acids. The record is from RefSeq and is a predicted model, not a curated record. Gene Ontology annotation, biological process: pectin catabolic process. NCBI's taxonomy places the organism in Eukaryota, Fungi, Basidiomycota, Agaricomycetes, Cantharellales, Ceratobasidiaceae. The transcript is spliced from 3 exons. Gene Ontology annotation, molecular function: pectate lyase activity.
AUGGUUCAGUUCUCCUUCGCCGCUCUUACCGCUAUCGUCGGUGUUCUCGCCCAUACCGCCGUUGCCGCUCCUUCAGACAAGCGUGCCGCCAGCUGCUCGUUCCCCAACCCAUCUGCGUCGACCAACGUCAAGUUCUCUGCUCCGCGCAGAGUCAAGGCCGGCGAAACCUUCGAUGGUAAAAACCUUCGUUAUGGCCGCGGAAUAAAUUGCGCUGCUGCUCCGGAAGUCGACUCCCUAAGCCCUGUCUUCAUUCUUGAAUCCGGCGCAAGCAUCGCAAAUGCCGUUAUUGGUGCGGACCAGCAAAUAGGUAUUCAAUGCUUGGGCCCUUGCACGAUCCGCAACGUAUGGUUCGAAGAAGUUUGCGAAGAAGCUAUCAUUCUCCGCCAGAGCUCUGGCAAAACCACCAUCACCGGCGGAGGCGCGAAGAGUGCUCCUGACGUUGUUGUAAGGCACAACGGUGCAGGUGUUGUUGACAUCGACUCGUACUGCGUCCAGGACUUCGGCAGGCUCUACCGCUCGUGCGGCAACUGCUCCACUCAGGUCAAGCGUGAGGUCACGAUCAGCAACGUAAUCGCUCGCAACGGCAAGCUUAUUGCAGGGGUGAACUCGAACUAUGGAGAUGUGGCUACGAUCGACACGAAGACGAACGCGUACACGAGUGUGACGUCUGUAUGCGACACCUUCCGGGGUACUAACAAUGGAAACGAGCCGGUUAGGCUGACUCAGAAUCAGUCCAAUGCCAAGUCAGUAUUAUGUCUACGUUUAUCUGCUUAG